Bactrocera dorsalis (oriental fruit fly) is the source of this 3837-nucleotide messenger RNA. It is a transcript of the gene sktl, whose product is annotated as phosphatidylinositol 4-phosphate 5-kinase type-1 alpha. Bases 490 to 2823 code for a protein of 777 amino acids. NCBI's taxonomy places the organism in Eukaryota, Metazoa, Arthropoda, Insecta, Diptera, Tephritidae. Gene Ontology annotation, biological process: phosphatidylinositol metabolic process. Gene Ontology annotation, molecular function: phosphatidylinositol kinase activity. The transcript is spliced from 3 exons. The record is from RefSeq and is a predicted model, not a curated record.
GCAAUACGUAAGUUAGUGCUGCCAUUUCGGUUGCACUGCGGUGUUUAGCCAUUGGCGUUGACAAUUGUGUGAAAAAUCUUCAGCGCAGACGACUUUCAAAUAGAAUAAGCAGUGAAUAAGUGUUGAGUUAAAUUUGCGGAUAAAUUUAUAUGCAAAUCAGCGAAAUCGUGUAAAUUAUGUGCUAAAUUGGGAACGGGGGCUGGAGCACAACUUCAAGAGUUAGCUGAGUACGUAUUGGAGCAGCUGGUGAUACGCGCAUUACGCAGAUUUCUCCAUUGUAUGAGGCCGCAAAGUUUUAAAUAAAAUAAUAAAACUAUUUUCAACAGUAAUCUUCAUUUGUGGGCGUCAGCAAGUUCGAUUUUUUCAUUUGGAGAACAACUUUGAAGUUUUGGAAAUUUUUGGCAUAUCUUCCCAAUUACCUUUAACUUACGCUUUGUAGCGUACAGAGGACAGCAACACGUGUAAAACAAAAACAUAUACUCAGCCAAAAUGGCAACUGGUGAGACAGCGGAUGCCAUUGAAAUGGAAACAGUUAACCGACAAAACUCAAAUGAGCCAGCGAAAGUUGACAAUGUUGCCAACAUCCCGCCUGAAACCUCGAAGCCGUCCACACCUACGCCACCACUUGCUGUCAACACCGUCACCAUAACGCCGCUUGUCACGCCGGAGAAGAGAUUAUCUGGUGAUGAAACCUUAGCACAAUUACAGGACGUACAUCAAAGCACGAAUGCCGUAAAUAGUAUAUUACCUGCUGCGCCAUCGACGUCACGCAACUUUUAUAGUGAGGCAGCUGCGGCACACGGUGGCGACGAGUCUACACGGCUCAUGCAGGCUGAAAUGGAAAUUAGUGCGGCGCAGCAACAGCGCCUACGUAGUGCCAGUUCGACAUUAGACGCCAGUGUAUCGAGAAAUCCGUCAGCGGCCGGUAAGCAUGAGAAGAAAAUUGGACAUCGGCGCGUUGACGAAGGUGGCGAGGUGACAUAUAAACGCAUACAAUCUAAGCAAAUAAUGGGCUCCAUUCAGUUGGGCAUACAACAUACGGUUGGCAGUUUGGCCAGUAAACCCAAACGGGACUUGCUCAUGAAAGACUUUUGGGAAAUGGAAACAAUAGCUUUUCCACCAGACGGUUCAUCCAUAACGCCAGCUCAUCAUUAUAGCGAAUUUCGUUUCAAAGUUUAUGCGCCCAUUGCUUUUCGGUACUUUCGCGAUUUGUUCGGCAUAGCACCCGAUGAUUUUCUCAUGUCGAUGUGUGCUUCACCGCUGCGCCAACUAUCGAAUCCAGGCGCAUCCGGUUCGAUAUUCUAUUUGACCGACGACGAUGAGUUUAUCAUAAAGACAGUGCAGAAGAAGGAAUGUGAAUUUUUACAAAAACUACUGCCGGGCUACUAUAUGAACCUGUCACAGAAUCCGCGCACGUUACUGCCAAAAUUCUUCGGGCUCUACUGCUUUCACUACAAUGCGAAGAAUGUGCGUCUGGUGGCGAUGAACAAUCUAUUGCCCUCUGAUAUCAAAAUGCACGCGAAAUACGAUUUGAAAGGCUCCACAUUUCGUCGCAAGGCAUCAAAAACCGAACGGCAGAAAGCCAGUCCCACCUUCAAAGAUUUAGAUUUCAUGGAGCAUCAUCCGAAUGGUAUUUUUCUAGAAACAGACAAGUACAACGCACUCAUAAAGACAAUACAGCGAGAUUGUAUGGUGCUUGAGAGUUUCCAGAUAAUGGACUACUCGCUGCUCGUGGGUAUACACAAUUUGGACUUGGCGCAAAAAGAAAAACGUGAGGAGCGCAUACGAAAUGCACGUGCCAAACUGCAACGCUCCGAAGAGGUACGCGAGGCACCAGAGCCACCAGAUUUCGACCAAACAAUGAAUGCAGGCUCAACCACUGCGCUACAAUCGGCUGGUACCGCAUUGAAUCGCUCGCGCAGCAUGAACCGCCAACGCUUGGUGGCACAUUCUACGGCACUCGAAUCGAUCACCGCCGACAUGGACAUACCCAUGGAGGAAGACGAAGAUGUGCCAGCGGGCGGCAUACCAGCACGUUCCGAGAACGAUGAACGUCUGAUCCUCUACAUCGGUAUAAUCGAUAUCUUGCAAUCGUACCGUUUAGAGAAGAAGCUGGAACACACGUUCAAGAGCAUCAUUUACAAUGGCGACACGGUGUCGGUGUGCCGACCAUCUUUCUAUGCGCAACGUUUCCAAAAUUUCAUGGGUAAAACUGUGUUCAAGAAGACGCCCACCUUUCCGCUGAAACAUUCCCCCUCGAAGCGAAAGAGCUCGACAACGCUGCGCACACCACAACGCACGCCAUCCCAGAACUUGGCCUCGCAUACACGCCCACCGCUGUUAUCCGGUUCAUCGACGCCGCCACCAGCCUUCGAUGAUAUCUCCGAGGAAGAUAUUACCGCUACGCCCUCCACCACGGGCGGCAUGUACCGCAACUCAGCAAUUAAUGGCGGUCGUCCCCACUUGGCGCCGCAACGCUCCUACCUGAGUUCCAAUCGCAGCGCUAUAAGUAGCGCCACCGACGACUACAGCGACGAUGAGGUAGCCUCCAGCAAUGGCGCGCGCUCGCCCACACGCCGUGCACGAUCGCCGCGGCUCUCCAAAACCGACGUGCAGGUGACCACCAUCGGCUGCAUUGAAGACGAGCCGGUGCAAGUGCACGACGGCGACAACAACGGCAUUGUAGUGAACACCAAGUCUGGUGUGCUCAUGAGCAGUACCGAGGAAAUCAACGCUAACGGUAUCCAGCGUAAAACAACGCUUGUGAAGGCGGUGCAGUCGCAAACCUACACAACCACUUUGGUGCUGAACGAUGUCAGAUGAGUGCAAAGCAACGUCUGUAGCGCUACGAGCGGCGUUGAUGCGGGGUUAGCAGGAGAACCAGUACAUGUAGUAAGGAAAGUGAUCGUGUGAUUAGCAAAAAUAUGAUUUAAAUAAACGAAAAGUUGAACGUACCGACAGCUGGCAGCACUAAAAGCAACUAAACAAACAAUUGUUCGUCGGCUGGGGGUGAAGCAUGUCUGGCAUGCCCGAAUGCCAGCCAUCAUAUACCAAGUGCGCUUAUUACUACACUAAACAAUCGCCUAUUUAUUAGAAUUAAUGUUAGCUGUUAAAUGUACUCGAAGUCUGCGGCCGCCGAUGCAAUAACGGUUGUUUUUAUUUGCAUGCAAAUCGCCUGAUUAGUGCCUGAUAAUUUCGGUUAUGAAAAGUGUUGCUGCGCAGGUGCUUGCUGCCUUACGAAUCGAAAAACGAAAUCUACUUUUAAGCUUUAUGUUUCCUUGAGUAUUACUUUCUUUCGUUAUCUGCUUUAUUUACUUUAUGCUUAUUUGUGGCUAUCAUCAAUAUUAUUUAAGCGUUUACUUUUCGUUGACUAUCUUCAAUUAAUUGACCAAUGUGCGAUUAUAAUGAUAAUUAAAUAUUCAUAUGCUUACAUACACACACUUAUUUAUGGCACAGGCGCAGUAGAACUGCGUAUAUUAGAAAAAAGAUUAUAUAAUUUUUAAGUGUUUCGGUGAUACAGAUUUUUGUUGUUAGAAAACGUUUUCAUAUGAAGAAUUACACAGCUAUGCUCGCUGGUAAGGCGUUCGGUAAAGUUAGCUAACGGAUUAACCACUGGUAUUAGCGAUAAUCUAACUACCUUGCUAUUAUAACUUUUAGCUCUAAUAUUAAUUAUUUAUAACGUAUUUAUCCUACUGAUUGUAAAGCAAGUUUAAGAGUCUACUAUAAUCAUAGUAUUACACAGCGAACCGACAUAAAACGCAAUCUUUAUAUUUUUAUGUACAUACAUAUGCUAUAAAUAAAUGAAUGUAAUUUUCAACAAAAAAAUAUAAAAAGAAA